GAAUUUUCGUACGUGAGUCUACCUACUUGACCUUCAGAUGAAGUGUGAAAUAUGUUCCGGUACAUUUAUUUUUGGCGAAGUUAUGGGCCUUGGAAUUAGAUUGUUUUCUGUAAUAACCGUUUUCCGGAAGGUUUUUACGCAACGCUUUCAUAUAUUGAGCUGAUUUUUUGGUAUUUGAGUCUAGCAAAAAUGACUUACAGAUUAAGUGUGAGUUUCGUUUUGGUCCAUUGAUUUUUUAUGGGCCUUGUUUUAUCUUUAAUAGCUGCCGUGGGACCUCAAAGCGCAUUGUGUUUUACCAACGCAGCUCUUGUUUUCUAUGCUCUGCUCUUGACUGUGAUUAUUAUAACGGGAACACCAUUAACAGAUGUAUAAAUGGACGUGUGACUUUUCGCUCUCUUUAAGUCUAAUUAGAGUUUUCAUCAACUCUUGAAGGCCAAAUUCGAUAAAAAUGCAAUUUGCACGCAGGUUAAAAUAACUUAGUAUCCUUUUAUUUUCACACACAUUUCGAAAUUCUCGGUUUCCGCUCUUAAAUUCUUACAAUUUCUUCGAACCUUUACCAAACUUAAUGGAAUGUCUGUUUAAGACUAAGUUCGGAGUUUUUUCAUUAAUUUAAAAAAAAUGGACAUAAGUACUGAGUAUGCCGAAUAACUCGUGCCGUUUCCAUCGCAUAUUCACGAAGUUUUCUGUAAAUGACUGUGAUCUAAAAUGGAGAUCAAAUUAGAUCACCAGACAGUUUUGCAUCAGAAACUUCACAGUUAUUGUCCUUUAUAUUAAAAAAGACGAAAUCGUCGUUUCUUAAAGUAAAUCAUACAGUUUUCAACAAAUCAACUAUCUGCAAAUUUGUGUUGAUAUAAAUGAAAGCCAAGUUUGAUAAUCAACCAAAGCGCACCAGGAUCUUCAUAGUUACAAUAUGUCGAAAUAGUUUUCUCAUUCAAUUUUCUAAAACAUACUGUCGAGAUAAUGAUUCCAUUUUUUCACGAAAGCACAUAUUUUAUUCUAUGACUUUGCCCAAAAUCGUUGAGAUCCGGAUAACACAUAUUGAGGAUUGUUUUCACACUUUUAAGACAUUAAAUGCCGGGUGACAAACAAAGGGUUUGUUAUCCUUUGCAUGGGCAUCACAUAAACUGCCGAAGUGUUGGGGUUUUUUUUAAGUUAGUUUGAUUUUUUAUGAAAACAAAACAUACGUGUUUAUCAGUUAAAGUACCUAUUGAAAUUGGAAAAAUGAUUGCGUUAAAUAACGUAAUACUUAUGUAAUGUAGUUAUUGUAUGCAAUAACUGGUGAUGCUGCCGGAACAGCAAAUAACAGCAUAUAUUUUAUUCCAUUUAUUUCAAGCGUUUUCGAAUUUUGACUGUAUCAAAUGCGUGUUAUAACAAGUUAUCCGUGGAAAUAAGCGACAUUAACGUUCUGAAAAAUUGAAGUAUUUAACUUCAAUUUAUUUUGUUUAUUUUACACAAUUGGAUUCGCCGAACUCCAAAAGGUGUAAUUGCUGACGACCAAAUCGCGGCAUUGUCAUUUAUUCUUUAUUAGUUUAAAAAAAACUUCACUGUCGUAGUACCAUGUUUAUAUGUUGUAAUACUACUAGAAUUAACCAGAUACUAUAUUUGUGCUUUAUUUUGUACAAAUACAUAAUUAACUACAUGUUACUACGAUCACGAAAUGAUAUCUUAAGAGAAAUAUAUGUCGCGAGGACCGCUGCCUCUACAACUUGAUGUUGAUAGGUUAUUCACGCACUAACGACGGUCGAAAGCAAAACUAUUCUGAUAUUCCGCAAAAAAUAUUACUGGUAAGCGAAAUUAUAUUAUCGUUAACUGCAAAGACGUGGAUAUGUGUUUUAUGUCAUUCUUGAGGUGUUAUUUGUUUUGCGGUGAACAAGUAUGAUUUUCCUCUCCUCUUUUAUAAAUAUUUAAUAGAUAUACCACGCGCAAAGGUUCACCACGCAUGCGAUCGUUAAAACGUCUGUUUGGGUAAUCAAUUAUUGACGAUGGAAUGGCUAGUACAUUACUUUGGGUCAGAUGGACCGCAUAUCCGAUCAAUAGUGCACAUAUGUCACUACAUGUAUACUGUUGUUCUAGCGCAUUAUAUGGAGAACAACAGCAAGCUGAUAUUCUAGGUGGCUGUGCCAUCAUUUGUCAGCUGCUGUGAUGGAUCUGCUACGAAGUUGGUGCAAAAAUGUUCUCUGGUUUAUGCAAAAGUAUCCGAAGAUUUUCAGUGCACUUCUAUUCCUCGUGUUUCUUACUUAUCGACAUCAAACAAAAUUCGGCCCAGUAUACCAGAAAGCACCAAAAUCGUACCCAAAUAUCGAGAAACAGUUGACACCUGAAAACACCAAAUGCGACAUCGACAAGCAACUCGAACAAAGUAGAGAGGUGUGUGACCAGUUAUUCAGCGCCUUAAAGUUAUCUACUGACGUCGCAGAGAAGUCCUACAGUGAGAAAUUGUCCAGAGGCUGCAGUUUGGAAGACGCCAUUGAGAACUGCAGCGCGUUGAAAGCGGCGCUUCUGUUCGGUAAGAAGAGGAUCCAAGCAGACGAGACAGGCUUCCCACUUGCUUUUGCUAUCAAAAUUCACCGCGACGAGAACCAGGCAUUCCGUCUACUGCGAUACAUUUACCGCACACACAACGUCUACUGCAUCCAUGUGGACGCUAAAGCAUCUCACCGCAUAUUUGAUGCGUUCAAGCGUAUACAGGCAUGUACGAAUAACGUGUUUGUGAUAGAUGAUCCAGUGGAUGUUGUCUACUCUUCCAUCAGACAGGUGGAGGCUGAAUUGAAGUGCAUGAAACUAAUGAAAAUGACAAGCGUUUCGUGGAAAUACUACAUUAACCUUACAGGUCAAGAGUUUAUGUUGAAAUCUAACGCGGAAAUUAUACAUUACCUCAGAAAACUAAAUGGAACUAAUGACAUUGAAAGCUAUCCUCUCCCUGAAAAUCAUUUGUACAGAAUCGGACAAGUUCACACCAUUCAAAACGGCAAAAUAGUUAAAACGUCGAAGAAAAAGGAACAUUUUCGUUUAAAGUUGAACAUCCGAAAGGGAAGCGCAUACGGAUUAUUUAGCCGUGAAUUCGUAAAUUACCUUCUGAACCACCCCACAGUGAAGCUGCUGAAAGCCUGGCUCGAGGACACGUACGCUCCAGAGGAGCUUGUCUGGGCCACCAUUAACGCGCUGGCAGACGCACCAGGUGGUGACGUCAACGAGCGUACGUACGCAAACGGGAAGUUCCAGUGCAGGGCUGUGAAAUGGAGAACAGACGCCAGUAUCAAGUGUCAUGGUAAAUACGUACAUGAUGUGUGCAUAUACGGGGUAAAGGACCUUCUUUGGCUUCUGCAAAGUGACUUUCUUAUUGCAAACAAAUUUUAUGAAGAAUUUGAAGCCGCGGCUUUGACUUGCCUCGAGACUGCCAUGUACAGUCGUCUGCUUCAGUCAUGACGUAUUAGUAUCACAAAACGUUAUUAAUUGUUGUUGAACGUGGAUGUUUAAAUGACCAAAUUUCGAUGACUAAGGAUUUUGAAAUAACAUAAACUUACUGAUUGCAACCAUGUUUGUGUUUUAUUUAACUACGACUCGAUUGAUAUCGAUGCUUAUUUAUGCCUUUUUUCUACAUGAAUAUUGAAUGCUGAAAUAGCAGUAGCCUAGUGAUUUACUUGUGAACACAAA
Molecule: messenger RNA, 3654 nt
Organism: Dreissena polymorpha
Lineage: Eukaryota; Metazoa; Mollusca; Bivalvia; Myida; Dreissenidae
Product: N-acetyllactosaminide beta-1,6-N-acetylglucosaminyl-transferase-like
Exons: 2
Coding region: 2143-3426 (427 amino acids)
Cellular component (GO): membrane
Molecular function (GO): acetylglucosaminyltransferase activity
Source: RefSeq, a predicted model, not a curated record